Messenger RNA from Dromaius novaehollandiae (emu), 2693 nucleotides. Its product is annotated as arf-GAP with dual PH domain-containing protein 1-like. Gene Ontology annotation, molecular function: phosphatidylinositol bisphosphate binding; GTPase activator activity; phosphatidylinositol-3,4,5-trisphosphate binding. Gene Ontology annotation, cellular component: cytoplasm; plasma membrane; intracellular membrane-bounded organelle. The record is from RefSeq and is a predicted model, not a curated record. Lineage: Eukaryota; Metazoa; Chordata; Aves; Casuariiformes; Dromaiidae. The coding region runs from base 270 to 1409 and encodes 379 amino acids. Gene Ontology annotation, biological process: positive regulation of GTPase activity. The transcript has 11 exons.
CUCUCUCCAGUCUGAGUGCACUUCGGCCCCCAGCCUCUUUGCCCCUGGCUGUGCUCUGCCAGUCAGGCACUCAUCAGGCCUUCGCAGUCCUUUGAUUAACCUUACGGCUUCUCCCACCUUCCCCUUUUCCCUCCUUCUGCAAAAUCUUCUAGCUGUCUGGUGUCCCUUUCUCCCAGGGCAACCCAGUGGGUUGGACUGGAGGUGCAGAAGACACAGGCAGCUGCCCUCUUGGCCUGGCCUGGCCCUGCCCAGAGGGGUAGCAUUUGAACAUGAUGGCUGGAGGCAAGGAGAAGAGUGUGAAAGCCCUAAAGGAGGUGUGGAGAAGAGCAGAAAACUCUUUGUGCGCAGACUGUGGGAAGCCGGAUCCUGACUGGGCCUCCUCUACUUUGGGUGUCUUUAUAUGCCUCAGCUGUUCAGGAAUUCAUCGCAACAUCCCUAGCAUCAGCAAAGUCAAAUCCCUGAAGAUGGACCACUGGGAUGAUGCUCAGGUGCAGUUCCUGGCCCAGCACGGGAAUGCCGUGACUAAAGCCACAUACGAAGCUCACAUCCCUAUUUACUAUUACCAGCCAACCUACAAUGACUGCCAAGUGCUGAGAGAGCAGUGGAUACGGGCCAAAUAUGAACGCAAAGAAUUCACCGAGCCAGGAAAACAGCUGCCAUACUCUGAUGGGGUGAAGGAAGGCAUCCUCUGGAAGCGAGGCCGAGACAACGGGCAGUUCUUACCCCGCAAGUUCCUCUUGUCUGAGAGAGAGGGAUCUCUGAAGUAUUUCACCAAGCAGGAUGCCAAAGAACCCAAAGUUAUUAUUAAAAUAGAUGUCAUCAAUGCUACGUUCCAGCCAGUGAAGAUUGGAAACCCCAAUGGCCUGCAGAUCACCUAUCUCAAGGACAACAAGACCCGGAAUAUAUUUGUCUACCAUGAAAAUGGAAAAGAAGUAGUGGACUGGUUCAAUGCUAUUCGCUCUGUGCAGUUCCAUUAUUUGAAGGUAGCAUUUCCCAUAGCCAGCAAUAACGAGCUUAAAAGCCGGCUGACAAGGAAUUUCCUAAAAGAAGGAUACAUGGAGAAGACUGGUCCCAAGCAGAAAGAGGCUUUUAAGAAGCGCUGGUUCACGCUGGAUCACCGCAGGCUCAUGUACUUCAAGGACCCGUUGGAUGCAUUUGCUAAGGGUGAAGUGUUUGUGGGCAGCAGAGAGAAUGGCUAUAACGUCCAGAAGGGAUUGCCUUCGGGUACACAGGGCAACUUCUCUUGGCACUAUGGCCUCACCAUUGUCACCCCCGACCGGGAAUACCUCUUCACCUGUGAGACAGAGACUGACCAGCUGGACUGGAUCGCAGCCUUCACUAGCAUCAUCAACCAGCCCAUGAUACCACAGGAAUAUGCAAUCGAAGCCUACUUCAAGGUUAAAUCCUAGGAAACCAUGUGAGAACCCAUCUGUGACUCAACUCUGCCUGAUGCUGUUGGGCGGGGUGUCAGGAGAGGAGAGGAGAUCCACAUCAGAGAAACCCAAUGCUCUUGCAGCCUGCCCUUUGAAGCACUUUGUUUUCCAUAGACAAACCACUUUGGUCUGGGGGCAUGAUUAAGCUGCUUCCUUUCAAAUGCGAGACUGUGAGACUGAACCCUCAGUGCAACCAGUCACUGCUAAAUUGCUGUGAUCUAACUGCAUGCUGGCAGGCACCAUGAUCGACAUGGGACCUAAUGUCACAUCUGCAUGAAACUGCGGAGAGCCACCUAUCUUAUGCAAGAAAACAGCCACCUGGCUGGAACUAAGGCCCAGAUGGUUGCAGUGGCUGGAUUAGGAGGGACCGUUCAAUUACAAGAAAUGGCUUCUCUCCUGGGGACAGAGAAGGGAAACAUUCAGAUAUUUGAUCAGUUAUAGCUGCAGUUGAGAAGGUCACUUAAAAGAUGUAAUUUGACAGCUAAGCGUGGAGCAUAUUUUCUGACACCUAUGCAUGGGCUUGGGAGCUUUUUCAGAUGAUGUGUAUGUAGAGACCUUCCUCCAAUUGCUACUGAGAACAUGAAGAGACCAAUUCAGAAACAACAUGUGUAUAUACAUAUGUGUAUGUGGAUAACUUGUGUGUGUUUGCAUGCACAUAACAAAAAGUUGUGGGAGGGGAAAUACUGGCCUGGGGAAGAUACUGUGAGGGAUAUUCAUGUCACUGAAGUUCCGCUGUCAAACGUGAGUCUCUGUAGUCAAACCAAUGGAGGGAGGUUGGCUACUGCAGAGAACAGCUUGUGGCAAGUCUGUUAGAGUCUUUUGACUCUCCCUUGACUUUACUGGAGCCUAGGGGUUGAUGUAUGAAGUUAGUAAUACAAGGGUAUCUGCUCUAGAGGGAGCAAAUGUAUGACAGAGGCCAAGCACUUUCAUUCUGACCUAUGUGUUUUAACACUUUUAUGCUGUAGUAUAACAGGUAAGUUUGUAUAUUCAUGUCCUUCUAGUAACAGUUGGACCUAGCAACUAAAUCAGCCCAUGAUUCAUAUUUUAGAGAUCUUUAAGUUCUCCUGGGAAAGCUGUGUUUCACCUGCUGGAGGAACCAGUUGAGUUCUGCUGAUGACUGCAGUAUCUAAUGUGUCUGCAGUUUUACACAGGCAGAAUGAGAACAGGCAUCUAGUGUGUUAAGGGGAGCUAACUGGAGUUAAUGGGGCAACUUGUAUUUUAAUUAGUUCCUAAAGAAAUGAAUUAAAAAUCCUCUUGUAA